Messenger RNA from Pieris rapae (cabbage white), 2755 nucleotides. RefSeq names its product homeobox protein orthopedia. Gene Ontology annotation, biological process: regulation of DNA-templated transcription; neuron differentiation. Bases 377 to 1312 code for a protein of 311 amino acids. The transcript has 8 exons. Lineage: Eukaryota; Metazoa; Arthropoda; Insecta; Lepidoptera; Pieridae. The record is from RefSeq and is a predicted model, not a curated record. Gene Ontology annotation, molecular function: DNA-binding transcription factor activity, RNA polymerase II-specific; DNA binding.
GUUUUCACAUUAAACGAUCAUUUUAAGGGCGAACCAAUCAAACUGCAAAUUUAUACAAAUUGAUACUAAACGGGUUAUAUUAAUUUUAUAACAAAAAUUAAGUGUGUAAAUAAGUUUGAGCGGAGUCGUAAUUAAAACUAAUUGGGUGUAAUAUAGCGAUAAUUAUUUUGUAUUAAGGCGGCUUUUGACAGUAUUUUGCUCUUUUCGGGUGUAACUGUUUUUUAAAAUUUGAAAAUCGAAAAUGCAUUUCGGUGUGAAUUGUGCGUGAGUGUGUGGAUUUUGGACAGUGGUCAAGUGAGUUGCAACGAUUGGUUUGUUGUGGUGCCCGGAGGAAGAUGGCGGUAUAGGGCGAGGCCAGGUCUGGCCUUUCGGGGCCAUGCUUAAUAACCUUACCUCUACGGCUUUAGGAGGUCACAAAGAGUGCGACAGCAAAGUCGAACUGAAGCCGAACGUGGAGCGGCAUCAUGCCGGCGGAGCGCGGCUGCUUGCUCACUCCAUACGACAAGAUCACCUGCAAGGUGGUAUACAUCAGCAGCACAGCGGGCAUAUGUCUACAGUGCCCGUUAGUAUGUCUUCCUCAGCAUCCGAUAGCGACAAACCAGCUAAGCAGAAAAGGCAUAGAACGAGAUUUACACCGGCACAACUAAAUGAGUUAGAGCGGUGUUUCACCAAAACACACUAUCCAGACAUCUUUAUGAGAGAAGAGAUCGCAAUGAGAAUUGGUCUGACGGAGAGUCGAGUACAGGUUUGGUUCCAAAACCGGCGAGCGAAGUGGAAAAAGCGUAAGAAGAGCAACAAUGUGUUCAGAUCACCUGGGUCCCUGCUUCCUUCCCAUGGACUACCUCCCUUUGGUGCUGGAGAUGUUUGCUCACCUGGAGUUUUUGCGGACAGGGGCUGGAGUAUGCCACCUGGUCUAGGUCAGCUUUCCCAGGGCGGCGUAUCGAUGGGCGGAUUCGGUUCGGGCGGUCUGCCCCAGCUGGCGGCGGAUCUUAACCCCUCCUUGCCCAUCAACUCCGUAGGCUCACAGCCCUAUCAGACACACUAUCCGUUAAAUUCAUUGGGUGACACAAUGAUGUCGUACUGCAACAAUAUUAACCAGCAAAGCGCGCUGGAAGGCUCCCCUACUCCGCCACAGCCACACUGUGGGUCUAGCGGCUCACCUGCAGCUUCCGGUAACGGCGGCGAGCAUCCAGAAGAGGAAGUAUGGCGCGGUCACAGCAUCGCCGCCCUGCGCCGACGCGCCUCAGAACUUUCCGCUGCUAUCCCGCCCUAUCUCCAACUCAAUUAUGACGCGCACAGCCCUGUCUACUAAUCGUAUAGCAGAUAAACCUACGCAAAUUAUUAUAAGUUAAAUAAUUUUAUAAUGUUAUUCCAAUUUUAAGGUAUUAUUUCGUAACAUAUUGAUUUUGAUUCAAUCGAAUACCUAACCAGCAAACAAAAAGAUUAGGGUCUACCAAUUUAUUACGUAAACACUCCAAUAUAAGGAAGGAUAGAUACCUCAACUGUUUUCAGAUAAAACAAGUUUAUAUUGGUGAUUAUCCUUAAUACAAAUUACCACAGUUGAUCAGUACCAAGUUUUACGUUUACCGAAGUUCGACAAUCCAAAAAUCUAUCGGAACAGCCGACGGGACGUAAUCUUUUUUAAAAAAAAAGUUAACAAAUGCGCGUUUACGAGUAUAUAUAAGGUAGAAACGAUUGGUAUUUCGGAUUUAAAGACCGGUUGUAGAUAUCGUCGUCAUAUUUCUUAUUUGUCUGGCUUGGAAUCUCUAUCAAUUUAUUGUAAGUAAAUAAAUAAUUUUCCCCAUUUUUUUCUUUGUAAAUGUUGUACUGUUAAGCUUAUAUUGUUUAUUAUAUAAUUAUCUAUAAUAAUUUAUUCUGUAAGUUUAAAAUAUUAUGUUCCUUUUUUAUACGUGUACAUAUUUUAUUUUAAGUUAACUUUCUACAAUUGAAACGAAAAUUCAUUACAUUAUUUACAUCUGACUAUCAUCAGUUUGGUGCCGUACAGCAUUAAAAAUGGUACACGAAAUAUUGUCGUUUAAUUUUUUUAUAUACGUGUACCAUGUACAUAUAUCUCGAAAAAUUGUAGAUUUUCUUUACAGUUUUAAAUUCAGAACUGAAAAUUGAGAAAUCUUAACGAAAAUGUCCAUUACAUUUGCCAAAAUAUCUUAAAGUUCUCAUUUAAUUAAUGGCCAAAGCAAUCGUUGGUCUAUAUGUUAAUGUGAGUCUAAUAAUACAUGUAUACGCGUUCGUACAAUAAUAACAUAGUGAUAGAUAUAUUAAGUUAUAUGCUAAGGUAGACGGCGGUUGAUUCCGCCUUUAGCGCCUACAUACAUAACGUAUGCAAUUAUUUGGAUUAUACAUAUAUAUGCCAAUGCAAGAAGUAAUCAAUGAUUUGUUUAGAAAAAAAUGUAAAGCAAAUGUAAAACAAAAGCUAGUUUAUAUAAAAACUUUUUAUAUAAACUAGCUUUUGUUCUUACUUCGCAAAAUGGGAUGAAAGAGAAAUGUAGGAACCGCAUGCGAGCCGCGGGCUUGACGCAUGCUACGUGAUUUUUUAUAGAUCAAAAUAAAAUAUCCAAAGCCACGGUUUUAUAUGAAUAAGACCAAAUGUGAUCUAACAAUUGGUACAUUAUGUAUGGAGGGGCGAAGUAGGUCUAAUACAUUCCAAUGUAGUGUUAUUGUAAUAGAUUCAUUGAAGAUAUUUGUGAAAGAUCGCAUUUUAUAGUUCAUCAAUAAAUGUUCAUGAAACUCAAUAGAA